AUGGAUAAGAUCAAGGAGAGAAUGAACACCCUCCGUCUGGAGGCCGAAGACGCCCAGGAGAAGGUCGAGGAGCUCAAGGCCAAGGUUAGAACGCUGGAGCAGGAGAACUUGGCCAAGGAGCAGGAAAUCACAUCCCUCAACCACCGGAACCAACUCCUGGAGGGUGAGGUUGAGAAGAUGGAGACUACGCUCAAGGAGGCCAAGGAUGCCGCCAACCAGAGCGCUCAGCAUGACACUCAGAACGAGGCUUUGCAGAGACGCCUGCAGAUCUUGGAAGAGGAGGCUGAGGAGGCUGACCGGAAUUUGCGGGAGACAAAUGAAAAGCUCCGCCAAACCGAUGUCAAGGCUGGUCACUACGAACGCAAGGUGCAGGCGCUCGAGGCUUCUCGUGACCAGUGGGAGAGCAAGUAUGAGGAGAUGGCGAAGAAGCAUGCCGAAUUGCAGAAGGACCUGCACGACCUCGAGGUCUCCAUCAGCAACGUCUAA
This is a messenger RNA of Aspergillus chevalieri, 486 nucleotides long. RefSeq names its product tropomyosin. Gene Ontology annotation, biological process: mitotic cytokinesis; actin filament organization. The transcript is spliced from 3 exons. Gene Ontology annotation, molecular function: actin filament binding. Gene Ontology annotation, cellular component: actomyosin contractile ring; actin filament. The coding region runs from base 1 to 486 and encodes 161 amino acids. The record is from RefSeq and is a predicted model, not a curated record. NCBI's taxonomy places the organism in Eukaryota, Fungi, Ascomycota, Eurotiomycetes, Eurotiales, Aspergillaceae.